AUGACGUUGAUUUCCCUGAAGUUGCAAUCCAGUGGUCAGCCUAAUUGUAUAGUUACAUGGACCAAUAAUAUCAGCAAAACUUUUUUCGAUCAGAAGAAAUUAGUAUAUGAGUACUCCCAGGACUAUGAAGAAAUACAGAAUCAGCUAAAUGGUAGUGGGAACUCCUGUACAGAGGAAUACAGCAAAUACCUGACAAAUGCUGAUUUAGCUUAUAGGGUUAUAAGUGCACAUUGUCGGGGUCCCACUCCUGAUAACCGUGCAUACUGUGAUGAGUUCGGGAAGAAAUAUAGUAAGUACAUGGAUAAGGACGGAAUAAAAUUGAAAUGUACGAAAGUAUCACAGGGUGCCUCAUUAAGAAGUGAUUCGUCAGGGGAUCAUGCUCCAGCAGCCGCGGGAGAAGAGGAAGGUAGAUAUCCAGGACAGAAGAAUGAUCAUCCUACCCAGGACGAUGGUAAAGCCCAUGGUGCGGAAGCGAAGCCUACUGCUCCUGAUAAUGGUGACACUAUAUUACAGACUGUUGGUGGCAAUAGUAUGGAAGGCAAGGAAGCGCAUGCAAAUGGUAAGGGUGUUAGUCUUUCUCAGGGGGGUAACCCUGAACAGAGUAGUGCUCCUGCAGUUGCUACUAGUCAAGAUGAGCAAACUAGUGAUACCCACCAGCAGAGUGAAAUAGUAUACCCCAUGGUUCCGUAG
Plasmodium cynomolgi strain B is the source of this 690-nucleotide messenger RNA. RefSeq lists its product as hypothetical. The coding region runs from base 1 to 690 and encodes 229 amino acids. Lineage: Eukaryota; Apicomplexa; Aconoidasida; Haemosporida; Plasmodiidae. The record is from RefSeq and is a predicted model, not a curated record. The transcript has 3 exons.